Messenger RNA from Ailuropoda melanoleuca (giant panda), 14849 nucleotides. It is a transcript of the gene WWOX, whose product is annotated as WW domain containing oxidoreductase. The record is from RefSeq and is a predicted model, not a curated record. Gene Ontology annotation, molecular function: protein binding. The transcript is spliced from 9 exons. The coding region runs from base 501 to 1610 and encodes 369 amino acids. Lineage: Eukaryota; Metazoa; Chordata; Mammalia; Carnivora; Ursidae.
GCUUUCUGCUCCGCUGUCCCUUCCUGCGGGGCCUGGCCUACAUUUCCCAGGAUGCUCAUUUUCUGGAGCUCCAGCAGGAUUGGGCAGACCGACGCGGAAGUAAUUACGGGUCGCUGAGCAACGGGCGGAGUCCUGGAACAUGCCUGGAGGCUCACGCCCCUUCCCCGAGGCCGGGAGGUGGACGAAGCUCAGCUCCAUCUCCAGAGUAACGGGCGUCCACCGGCUUUUACUUCCAGCCGAGAGGCAGUGCGAUCUCUCCGGUGCUUUCGCCGGCGUUCUUCCCAGGCCCCGCCCCUUUUACGCCUGCAGCUGCGAAACGCGGGAGACUGAAUUCUAGCUACCGAGGCGUCUGAGCGGCUCGCGGCGGCGCAGUGCGCAGGCGCGAGCGUUUGGGUCUGGCCGCGCGCGGCGCUCGGUUGAAGCGGGAGUGAGUUCCUGGGCGCAGAGACCCGGCAGCGGGCGACCGAGAGAGUGGGUGACUGAGCGCCUCCCCUGCCGUCAUGGCAGCCCUGCGCUACGCUGGCCUGGACGACACGGACAGCGAGGACGAGCUGCCCCCGGGCUGGGAGCAGAGAACCACCAAGGACGGCUGGGUUUACUAUGCCAAUCAUGCUGAGGAGAAGACCCAGUGGGAACAUCCGAAAACUGGCAAAAGAAAACGAAUAGCAGGAGAUUUGCCGUAUGGAUGGGAACAAGAAACCGAUGAGAACGGACAAGUUUUUUUUGUCGACCAUAUAAAUAAAAGAACCACCUAUUUGGACCCGAGACUGGCAUUUACGGUGGAUGAUAACCCUACGAAGCCGACCAGCAGGCAGAGAUACGACGGUAGCACCACCGCCAUGGAGAUCCUCCAGGGCCGAGACUUCACCGGCAAAGUGGUCGUGGUCACUGGAGCUAAUUCAGGAAUAGGGUUCGAAACUGCCAAGUCUUUUGCCCUCCAUGGUGCACACGUGAUCCUCGCCUGUAGGAAUAUGACAAGGGCCAAUGAAGCUGUGUCACAGAUUUUAGGAGAGUGGCACAAAGCCAAGGUAGAAGCAAUGACCCUGGACCUCGCUCUGCUCCGUAGCGUGCAGCAUUUUGCUCAAGCGUUCAAGGCCAAGAAUCUAUCUCUUCACGUGCUUGUGUGCAAUGCAGCGGCUUUUGCUCUACCAUGGAGCCUCACCAAAGAUGGCCUGGAGACCACCUUCCAGGUGAAUCACCUGGGGCACUUCUACCUUGUCCAGCUCCUUCAGGAUGUCCUGUGCCGCUCAGCUCCUGCCCGAGUAGUUGUGGUCUCUUCUGAGUCCCACAGAUUCACAGAUAUUAAUGAUUCCUCGGGAAAACUGGACUUCAGCCGCCUUUCUCCACCAAAAAAUGACUAUUGGGCCAUGCUGGCUUACAACCGGUCCAAGCUGUGCAACAUUCUCUUCUCCAACGAGCUCCACCGCCGCCUGUCCCCGCGUGGGGUCACGUCCAAUGCCGUGCAUCCUGGAAACAUGAUGUACUCCUCCAUUCAUCGCAACUGGUGGGUGUACACACUGCUGUUUACCUUGGCCCGGCCUUUCACCAAGUCCAUGGCUCUCCGCAUUAAAGAAGAUUACAAUAGAGGCAUCCAGUUGAUUGGGGAAUAGUUGCUGCAAAUGAUAAGCUCUUUUGAAUAAACCGAUACUGACUUAAUGAGGUUUUGCUGUGUGUUAUUUUUUUUCUGAUAGAAAAUCGAGUGACUGCUUUCCUCCCCCACCAUACUCAGUCCUCUUGCUUACUAGUAAUGACCCCCUUUUUUCUCGCUCCUUGGGAACUUUUAAAAAUUUAAAUUAAUGGAUUUUUCAGCCUCCAGUUUCUGAAAUUCUAAGAAGAUCUGAAAGGUAAGCGCCCAAUUACCAAGGCGUGCGAACAAAAAUAGGCAGCUUAGCUAGGGAAGUAAAAAUAGAGAGGAGUCUCCCCACCUUCCCUGGAGCUGUGCGUUUGUUUCUGGAAGAGGAUCAAGAAGUAUUCAACCUCCAGUUAAUUUGGCAGGUCCUUUCAGAUAACUUCUUCACUGGGCCAGCAUGAGCUUGAUCACUUAAAGAAUUCAUAAGACCAUUCUCAGGACCUGUGCAUCGGAGAGAGCUCCUUAUCUCACUAAAGAGGCUGGUGUGGUUUGGACUCAUUCCCCUGUCUGCCCAGUUCCAGACAGGGGCACGUGCCCAUGUGAGAGAAGCUGAUGGUCAGGCUGCCGGCACCUGUCCAUCUAGAGCACCUCAAGGAACCUGCAGUGAUAAAAAACAAAUAAGAUGCAUUGAACACUCCCCCACCUCUGACAUUUUCUCUGUCUGCUCGCAGUAAUCCCGUGAUAAGUAUUCCUGCCCCCGUGUGAUGGACGAGGUUUGUAACAGUUUAAGCAAAUGGUCCACGGCCAUGUUACUUAUCAGCAGCCCACCUGGCCUUUGAAAUCAGAUUUUUCUGGAACUUUCUACCAUGUUGCACUUCCUCAGUCCUGGGUGUCAUUCUCAGAAUAAAGAAAAAAAGGAGAGGGGUGAUAGAGUUUGUUCUUCUGGGAGCCCGUUGGUAAAUGGCACAGUACUAAAUACAUAGUAGGUGCUCCGUCUCUUCUGUUUGAAAGAAAUUUGAGCACCUUGGAUGUGGGGGUGGUGGGAGAUGUGAUAAUGGAUCCAUGGGGAGGGCACCUGUGACCUGAAUAAUGUUCUCCUGGCCCAGGGCCUACUGCACGUGCGGGCCCGUCUCCCAUCGUGUAGGAGUUUCCUGGGGACCUUGUGGUUGGCGUCAUCAUCUGUGCACUGCUCACUAGGUGGAAGACUGAUUUUUCCUUUCUCGAGAGGAGGAAAGGUGUCCAUGCCCGGUUCCAUCAGUGGACAGGGAGGCCCUUUCAACCUGGUGCCCUGUCUCUGCGCUGUUGGAUUUCCCCUCUGGGAUGCGUGCAUGCAUCAAGAAGCCGCUUCUCUCUUGCAUCUCCGUAUCUCCUUGCCCCCGUGAAGUGUAGCUCCUAGAAUAGCAGUCUCGUACCAGGCAUGACCCACAGCACUUGGCAAACAUUAUUUCACGGGACAAUUAAACAAGACUAAACAAAACAGAGAAUACUAUGACUGUACCCAUCUCAUUUUACAGAGAAGCCAGCCAAGGUUUGGAGGGGUGACUUGUCUCAGUGUCCUACGUCGCCCAGGCAGAGUCAGGAUCUGAACCCCAGGAGUGGACUCAGAGUCUGCCAUUCCAUUUUUAAACCUCUCUCCUCAGUUGGCUGGCUCUUCUCACUCCUGGUGCCUCCCCCUCCUCCCUGGUUCAGCUUUCCUUCCCCUGCCCAGCUCUUUUUCCACCACCUUUUUUUUUUUUCUUUUUUUCUUUUUUUUCCCCUGUGCAAACAGCAUUGGAAAGGCCUGACCUGCCAGCCUUGGGUUCUGAUAAGAUCUGGCCGUGCUCCCUUUGUCUGGCCUGUACCUGCCUUUUCUGAAUGGCCUUGUUAAUUGCAAUUGACUCUCAUAGACUGUGGAUGGCAGUGCUACUUGACACCAGACUGAUGUUUCGGGCUUCUCCUCAGUGCCUCCAGCAGCAGGCUGGAGGGGACAGAACGGGGUCAGAGGCAGGAGAGAGCACUUCUGAUUUCAAAAAAAUACAUUAGAGCCUUAGAGCUUUACGGUUCUGCUUGUCAAGUGGCCUUCUCUCCCUCCUUCUUUCUCUUUCUCCUUUGGGAGGGAGAGUUGUCUUUUCUAGGAAUUCAUCCUAAAAUGAGAAAUGUUUAGGAGAUUUCACAGUUAUAGCUCCUGUGAAGAUUCAGGUUUGUUUGUUUGUUUUUUCCCCCCAUUUCCAAACUUUAGUCUUAGGCAUGUAAAACAAAACAAAACAACGAAACAAAAAACCUUGAAGAAUAAAACUUGAACAGUAUGAGUCUAAAGCAAGAGAAUUAAGAUGUCUGGGGAGCUGGUAGUGGGAGCCUGAUGUCCUGCAGGCCUACUAAGUGUCAGACCUGCUUUCCUUUUUAUAAUCUCCCAACAGGCAAUGAGAGAGGUAUAAAGGUAUAUGGAGACCACUUUAGAGAUAGGAAAACUGAAGUGGAAAGAUGGGCUUGCUGUCCAGUGCUCAGUCACCAUUGUUCUAUUUUGGGCAAUAACAUAAAGGAGAAAAAGAACUAUAAGCCUGUGUAGUUUGGUUUCCUUGGGUGCUGAAGACACCCAAGAUACUUCUGUACGUGAUCAGGUGUCCUAGGUCAUGUAACUGGUUCCUUUCUGACUUGGGAAUAACCCAGGGUUGGUCCAAGAGGACUCUGCAGGAAAGGUGGGACUGGGGAGAGGCCCCCAGACUCAGGAUGCACCUGCUUGAUUUCUCUGCAACUGGCCUGCGUGAGGACCAGACCUGCUAAAAAGGGAGAGCAAGGAUCUGAUGUCAACCCUGGAGAGACAAGGAGGACAGCCUUUGGGUGCCACUUUUGUUUCCAUUUUAGAUCUGACAUUGUGCUGGAGCAGUUUCAGGGCCUGCGACCACCCACACAGGAGAGUCACAGGGCAAAGCCUGCAAGCAAAGCUGUGUCAUUUUUAUUUCAAUGAGGUGUUCAAAAUAAAUAAAUAAGUAAAUAAGGUUAAAAAAAUAGCUCUUGAUUCUAAGAAGGCAGGUAGAGUCUCUGAUGUCACACAUUAAUGCAAGCUUUAUUCGCAAAUGGGUGAUUGAACACCAUUUAGGAGGAAUUCAUGAAAAAGUCCAGCUUUCUGAGGUCUCUGGAAAUAGCAGAGUGCCCACAAGGCUAGCUGCUCUGGGCUGGAAUCCCAGCCUGCAGACUGUCCACAGGGGCCCUUGACUGUUACGUGCAUGGAGUGGAAGGAAUGGAAGCCUUCAAGGCAGAAAGAACCACCAUCUGUGGGCCUUCCCUGAGCUGAACACUAGUUUUCUCAUCUGUGAAAUGGAAUGGCAGAAAGCCGCCCAUGGACUUGCUCCAGCGCUGACCUUUGCUAGGGGACGCAAAGUCCUUUCCUAGGUGCUUGAAAAAUUACGAUAGCUACUAUUUGAUGUGUUGAACUAUCCUACCCAGCUCCUUCAGGGUUGGAAGUGUGAAAGACAUGAAGCCAGGAGAGGUGUGGGACAAGGAUGAAGGAAGGCAGGCUGUAUUUUGUAAACAGGUGCCUUCUCCAGAAAUCAUUCUUUUCCUUGGAUUUUGAAAUGACCCCUCUGAAAACAAAAUUUUCCAUACCUGCGUUUAUUUUUUUCCCGUCUAGGGUCUCGGGUUCCCCCAGGAAAUUUUCCUAAAGGAAAAGGCAAAGGAGCCCCCAACCCAGGACAGACUCGAAUGCAAAUAGGACAAUACAACCCCCUCCAGGGCUGAAAAGGCUCCUUUUUAAUUAGGUGCCUGGAAGGACAUACCCCGUAAUUGUGGCACUUGUCGCAUCCGGGCUAUCAAUAUUGGUGCCUCUUUCAUUAAUAAACUGGCAAGUCAGAACGCUGCAGGAAUGGGAACCCUUCCCCCUCCCCUCUCCCAGCCCAAGCUCCACUUAAUCAACAGCAGACUGGAUCAAACAGGAAAGGAACAUGUAAAUCAGCCGCAUUAAUUCGGUGGGCCCUAAAUAGGUAGAAGGAAGGGAAACAUGAAAGGGAGCCAUCAUCCAUUUCCCUGCAGAUGCCCAGGCUCUCCGCGAACCUAAGCAAGAGGUAGUUAAACGGCCCCGCAGAUUGCCAGCGACUCGGGGAAAGCCUGGGUUUAUGUAUGGAUUAGCACAGUGAUAGACCCUGAGUAGCAAAAGACGAAGACUAAUUACCUGACAGAGCUCCCCUCCACUCGCCUGGGUCAUUGAAAUUAAUUUCUGCUUUCAGGCUUGGCAGCAAGCAGCUGCAGAAUUUCAGUUCAAUGCUCAAAUUAACGGGGAGCUGAAAUUAUUUCUCUGCACAGGCGGCAUUAGAGGAGUGGGUUACCAAAUAGAUCUUGAUGGCAGACACCAAAGAAAGGAUUAUUCCUCCCUUUUCAUCAAGAGCUCAGGUCCUUGGAAAGUGCAGGGUUGGGGGGCGGGUGAGGAAAAACAACAAGCGAUUUAUUGGAGAGUUAACACUUAAGUACUGUAUUAAAUUAGGUGUGGCAUACCUGUGUAGGAGACCUCCUGUCCCCCCAAAUAAUGUGCAAUUCCCUCCAUUUAACAAAAACUCAAACUUGAGGCCCUUUGGUGUAUACCCCCAUCAGAAUUCCUAAUCAAGGGAUAUUUGCAAAGGACUCUUCUCCCCUAUUGUCAGAAAGGCAUUUGCCCUUAUUUUGAGGAUAAGGAGAGGAGUAGGGAGGGGGCAGUGGGUCAGAGGUAUGAGCAAAGAGAAGAUGGGGAGAGGUCAGAGGUGGGGUUUGAACCCAAGGCUCGGGUUUCCAACCUCAUCUUUCUGUCACUUCACAUUACCUUUUUUGCUCACAGUCCCACUACAUUGCUCCUUGCCCUCUGGGCUUCCUGCUUUCAUUUUAGCCUCAGUGGCAUCUGUCAACUUUGUCGAGUGCCACCUGUGUGCACCAGGUCAAAUUUAGUGCUGCUCGGGCCAACAGUUCUCACCUCACUUGUUUCUAGAAUGUUCCUGCUAUCGGGACCCACCUGAUGGAGAAGCUGUGUGUGGCAAACAAGCCUCAUGUUUUCGCCAUGGGCUUCUGCCAGCUAAGACAGCUGCUGUGGGUCCGUGGAGAGUUCCCACUUGGACCACUAUUACUUUUGCUCCUGCUGGGACUGAUUCCACAUCUAGGUGCAUUGGUAAGCAACCCUGGGCGUGAAGCAUAGUCAUCACAGAUGCCGGGAAAGCACGUUUCCUGAUUCUGCCCAGCCCUUGAUGUUUGGGACAUAGUUGAAUAGUUAACCAAAUCCUGGAAUCCUGUUGUCUGGGGGUACAUAAUGUCUUUCAUUGUAUGAGGUGUAAAACCAUGGGAUUACCACUUAUGUCAGCAAUACUAGUACUAGUACCUACCCCACAGGGAUUCUGCAAGGAUAAAUAUAGGGAAUAGAGGCAAAAUGUUUAAAACUGUGCCUGAUCCAUAGUAGGCUCUUGGUGACUAAUUAGUGCUGCUACCAUCCCUGCCCCUUGUGACCCAAACUAGAUAUCACAAGAUAAGGGCCUCUGCUUUGUUCACUGGAAAAGGCAGAAAAGCUACUUUGCAGCUAUCCAGACCCAAGAAAAACCAGCAGCAGUGGAGUUUGUAAUAUUCAGAGCUACUUCUAGCCCUUUGGAUGCCCAAGAACACACAAGAAAACAUGUAUUCUUAGAAAAGGAAAUAGCAGUAGUUACCGUUUAUCAAAUACUUACAUGUGCCAAGCAUACUCCAAUUUAUCUUUAAAAAGAAAAAAAGAAAGAAAGAAAGAAAAGAAAGGAAUCAGCCUUAACAAAACUGUGUACAUGGGAGAGGCCAGGCUGCGGGAGCAUCUGUGAGCCCGCAGCCAGUUCAGGGGCAGUGCAGGGACUCGAACCCAGGUCUCUGCACCUCCAAGCCCACAAGGUGGCGUGUGCCCAUUUGUGCUCUGCCAAGUCACCCAAGAGCAGCAAUUAGGCCCCUUCUCACAUGUCCAGCUUUAAACCUGUGACCUCGAGGCGAAUGACUUCCACAUCUCAUUACCACUCCCCUGAGCCACCCGGCCUCUGGUGGGACAGGGAGGUUAAUCAGCCACACGCUGAAUCUGCUUAUAAGGCUGUUUCAUGUAUAGUUUUUAUAUCUUGGCUCCUAAUAAUGGUCCCAUUAUAAAUGAUUGUCUCACUAUGAUAUACUGGUUUCUCGCCUUCUAGGAACUGAUUUAAAAGGGAGCCCCAGACUUCCUGUGCCCGCAGAGUUUAUUCAUAUUGCUUUUUUGCUCGCUCAGCAGCUCAAAUGGUAUGGGGGACAGCCCCCCUCCAAAAAAAAUAUUUUCUUCCCAGCAUGAGGCAGUUGCCAUUAUUAGUGACCUCUAGCUCACUUGAUAUCUUGAUAAUAGUUUAUGAACAAAUCACUAGUCCUUCCUCUCCCAUGUACCCCCACUCCCUGAGCUUCUGAUCAGACAGGUAGCGACAGUGGCCAAAUGCUGGCGCUGGGGUCUGUUGCCUUCCUCUUCCAACUCAUCAAAACAUUUUAAUUAUUUCUAGGGUGACUUGGGAGAACAGGUCAUAGGGGGAUAUAUAGCAUCAGGGGGUAUAUUUUCAAACCAAAAACCCCAGGCAUAUUUAUCCAACAAAUAUUUAUUUAGUGCCUGUUAUGGGUUGGGCACAUGAAUAUACUGCUGGGUGCAGCAGGACAGAAUAUAUGAGAAUAAGACACAUUCAGAAGAUCUGGAAUGCAUGUUAGGAAUCUAAACAGGCAUAUAAAUUGGAAUUACGAAGGAAAAUUGCACUUUGUGGAAUUCUUUGUGCUAGUUAUUAUUAAUAUAUGGAUGAGCUUCGGUCCUAGCCCUCAACAAGUUUAAAAUCAAGGAAAUCAUUAAAGAGUGCUUUGUUUCCCCCCCCCAAAGUUGGGUUGCACUGAAUAUUUAAAGUGCUUUAAAUUCUUCUCUGAACCUUAAGGCUAAGCAAUAUACUUUCCAGCCGUGACGAUCUUCGUGCUAUUCUCAGAACAUGCCAGCCUCCUCUUUCCGAUCCAAAGGUUUUCCAUGUGGUCUUCUCGCCACGUUGGUAUGGCUCUGUCCUCCUCGUCCAUUGGUACUCAGCAUUAACACCCCUCAGAGAGGCCAGUGCUGACCAUCUGUAGGAGUUCCUUGUUGUUCCUGUCACCAAUGACCACGAACUCGCUGGCUUAAACCCUUACCGUUCUGGGCAUUACAAGUCCAAAACGGGUCUCGCUGCAGUAAGCACUGUUUCCCAAAGGAAUCGGGGCUCUGGGGAAGGGUCAGUGAAUGCUGAUGGUCAGGCACACAUACAGGAUGUGGCAUAGCUGCCCUUCAAAGUCUUGCUUACUUCUCCUCCCACCUUGGAGACUGCUUGGUUACCCUAAUUUCUUCUGUCUUUCUACACAUUGACAUCAUUAUACAAAUUAACACAUGGUGAUAUGAUAAUGCUUCCUUUUCGGUAUGCAAUGAGAUUGUUUACAAAGCACCUCUGGGUGUAUAGGGAAGAGAAUGGAGCCCAGCUUGCUUUGUGCCAGGCGCUGUGCUAGACCCAGUCUCCAUUUUAUCUAACCUUCCUUGCCACCAUCCUAGGAAGGAGGACAUAUUCCUCCCCAUUCCAUUUUUAAGUGCUUACUGAGCACCAGCCCUUAGAAUGUCACCUCCCUACUCCUCGAAACAACCCAGAAGAUGACUCAGUGUCUCCCACUGGUAGUGGCAGACCAGGCUCGAACCAUAGACCCAAAGCAGAAGUUUCUAAAACAAGCCAAAAAUGUGUUGGCUAAGGCUAGUGACAUCACACCUAGUAUUUCUGCCUUUGGGGAUUGCUGCCCUUUUUCUCUCUAAUUCUAAGGAGCUAGACGUUUUCAUUGCUAUUCUUCUAAAAAGCAACAUUAGUAAUCAUUUUGAAGAUUAUUUAUUAUUAUUAUUAUUACCAUUUUUUAUAAACUGCGAGCUUUUCUUUUUCAUUUACUUUAGCUUAGUCCUUUCCAUUGUUCAUUCGGCUUCUUGAACCCUCCUAUCUGUACACCAUACCUAUUCUUAUUCACCCAGAACAGGUGUGUGGCACCUUGGAGAAAAUGAAGCCAGGGAGAAAAUCAGUCAGACAGGAAUUACGUUGAAAGAUGACUGAAUAAAUCACCACCUCCCAGGAGUUAUAUGAAAAACGGUUAUUUCUUUAGAACGUCAAAGUACCUUUUUCCUCUCUAAUUCAUGUGUAUCCCUAUACAAAGGCCCACAAUGACAGGGGAUUGGUGUCCAGGCUGUGCGGCCCCCUCUGAGUGUGUGGUGCUCUUGUCAUCAGGAAGCACUGAUGGGGGAUUGUUCCCUUCAUCUACAGCCAGCCGCUCUCCUGCAGUCACUGCACUGGGGAAGAGUUGUCGUCACAGUCGUUUUUGUGGACAGCUGGGGGUGAGCAGUCAUUCGUCAUAGAUCUUGGGUCUUGCUAAUGAGAGCCUGGCUGUACAAACAGACAAUGGCCAGACCAUGCCUGAUCCUGGAACUCUGACCCUCAAUCUCUGCAGCCGCCACCAGGCCAGGAAGCCAAACCACACCUCCGCGGUGAUCAACCCACAGCAGACGGGACUUGCUCAAUAACACCAGCUUCUCUAAUACGUGUCUCCACUUCCAACUCAGGAACAACCGGAGAAAGCCAAAUAUGCUCCUGAAACCAGUCACCUAGGAUGCUGGCUUCUGGAUAGCCUGCCUCCAGCUUCCCUAUGCCAAUAGCCCUAAUCAGGGCAUGCCUGAAACCUUCUCUUUUUCCCUAGAAAGCUUUCCCUCACCCCUGCCUGCCUUUGAGUCCCUGCCAAGCACAAGUGAUGGUGGCCGACUCCCCUGGUACAGCCAACUCUGAGUGCAUGGCCUCCGUCUCUUCUCAUCUGGUGCCCAUUGUUUAUUUCUACUCGAACUUUGCACUAGGUUUAGCAGUUUCCACAAGGCCCUUCCCCUUGUACCAACACACACUGUGACCUUGAUCUUUCCCACUUCUGUUUCUCUUCCUCUCCCGUUUGUCCUGCUCUUAGGGAUCUGCCUACUUUUGGCCUUGAUUGUUUUAAUUGGUUACUGUUGUUUCAUGAUUAUUUUGUGUGUUGAAUGUCUACGAUGUGCAAGGUGGGUUUACUCAUCCAUCUCAUUUAAUCCUUAGGGGAACCUCAUAAACGUGCUCUCAGCCCAUGUCCCAGAUCUGGGUAGUGGACAGUCAGAGCAAUUAAGUGACUAUGGUUUCCCAAGGUGAUAAGCUACAGCAGCAGUGAAGCAUCCAAACUCCUGUCUGCGUGACUCUGAGGCCCUGGCACCGUUUUGAUCUACCUCUCCUGCCUCACUGUAAUUCCCUGGAGGGCAGGUCCUGGGUAAUUUACCUGCAUCCCUCCCAGCAGCUAGAGGCUGGAGCGGACUGGCUUAAAUGUCUGAGGAGGGAGGAAAGAGCCAUGAGGAAGAAGAAAUACAGGAAGGCUGAGCCCAGAUUAAGAAGAGAAAAAGAGCUUGGCUAAGUUGCAUAAAAACCAUCUCAUUUCUCCUUUUAAUAGAUUAGUACAUAUAAUGGCCAUAACAUAUCUCUAAUUUCUUCAAGCCGUAGUUUGAAAAUGAAAAGGUGUGUGUAUCUGCUUAGCACUCUUUUUGUCAUUCAGAAGAGCUUACUCCUGUUUGUAAAUACACAGAAAAUUUUCCCCCCUUAAAUUCCAUAAGCUGGAGAGACCACCUACGUUCCAAGUGAAUGUAGAUCCAGUUUUAUCUCCCGUGUGCCCUGCUGACCGGUUCUGUCCACCACGAUGGCAGCCUAUCCAUGAGAUAUUUAAUAUUUGCCAGUGACUCAGCCCAAAUCUGAGGUCUCGGAGGUAUGAAUCCAGGAUAGCCACAUUCAAAUGCAUUUUUCAUGUAUAGGUUGUUCACUCUAGUCUUAGAGAUUGUGCAAUUAGCAUAUGUUGUCAUAGUGAUGUAUUUAUUAUAAUGGAGGUGUUCUCAGGAAACCAGAUUUAAUAGUUUUAAAUCAGAAGCUAACAUGGACUUUUAGGAAUUCCAUUCACAGUAAAUUUUAUGCCUGGUGAAAGGUUAUGGAAUGGGUUUCUAUGCCACAUCUCCCCCGUCCCACAAAUCUCAACUGGUCUACAAAGGUUCCACUGUGGGCUUUUGCAAGCUAGCUGCCCAACGCAGGCAGAAAAUUUCAGAGUUUAUGCGCCUACACAGCACACCUACCAAUGAAAAAAGAGUGAGAAGAAAGUGACUUGGCUGUCAGCUAUAUAGCCUAAACCCUUCUCACAAUGUGAGUCUCCUUAAUGGAUUUUCUCAUAAGCUUGGGACUGACAGGAAUUUGGCUUUUCUUUUGUUCAGCUGAUAGCCCUUUGGCUGUUGAAGCCAUUACACAUCUGUUCAGCUGGUGUACUCAUGAAGAAGUUGGGCCCUGCACCCAAGGUCCAGGUACCUGGCAUCCCUUGGUUGGUUGGUAUCAGGAGCCCACAAAGGUUUCUUAUAUUGUAAGCACCAAAGUAGCACCAUCGUACUAUCCUCAAACUGCCCUAUUUCAUGACUGUGUAUCCGCCACCUGCCGAAACAGGAAAGGCAGAUGAGAAAGAGAGCCCCAAGGUGCUGGAAGCUGUGGUUUCUUUGUGUCUGUGGAAAAGAUACAAGGAUUGGAUUAGACUCUUAAAUAUCUGUGGAUGUCAGGUUGAAUACAAGCAGCUAUUCAGCGUCUUACUCUGGCAGAAGAACAAGUCCCCUAGAGGCAGGAAGCCACGCAGGUCCCUGGAAGUGGGAGCAGAUUGUUAAAAUGGUAUCAGAGAUGGGCUGGGGUGAUGCCAGAUCUAUCCUUGAUGCUCACCCAGGGUUAGGGCUAAACUCUUUCCUUUACCUGUUACCUGCUUAGUGGUUGCUUCUAUUCCUGUGGAAGCUCAGUUGCAUGUACCUCCAGAGACCCAGCUCCCCUUUCCGGGCCAUGUCCUCUGCUUGCCCUUCUGCUGCCAGUGCAGGUGCUAAGCAUCAGUGCUUCACUGCGGAGUGUAGUUGCAGUGCCCUAAACCAUGAAGGAGAACCGCUUCAGUAUCGGAGAGCACAUGCUUUGGAAUCAGACAUAGCUGAGUAUGAAUCUCGGUUCUACCAAAGUGGUUGGUUGGACUCUUGAUGAGCUUUACUCUUCCUGAGCCUUAGUUGUAUCAUCUCUCGGAUGGGGAGUAUUGUUUGCUGUUUCCUGAUGGAGUCAGAUGUACUGUAGGUGAAAUGGCUGGUGGAGUGCCAGGCACAGAGAUGGUCACUGUUAUUGAUUGUGUUAUUACAAUGGUUGUUUUGCACCAAGAUCAGGUAUACAGUGAAUGUAUUAUUGGCACUCCUGAGACUGUUUUAAAGGAAGUAUCUCUAAGGCCUGACAACAAGCCAGAUGUCCAGAAGGGAGCUGGAGAGCAAGGCUCUGGGUUACUUAAAACAGGUUUGGAAGCUCUGUCCCAUGAAUGCCAAAUACAAUCUUGGACUCUAGAAAGGGCUGUGAAGAAAGCCAUAAUAAAUCACACAGAUCCCUCAGCAACUCACUCUGCUCCCUGGUGAUCCAGGCACAGCCAUUUCUCAACCUGUUUGGGGUUUUCCUGUGUGUUACCUGGACAGCUGCUACCACGGAAGCUCCCAGCCAAGAGUACCCCAUGCUCCAGGACUCGGGAUUUAUCACACUCAAGAACUGGGUGCUGGGGGGACAGAUGCCAAAUUUCUUUUCAGAUUCUGAUUUCUCUGUAAUAAAAAAGCAGAUACGUCUUUCAUAUAUGUAUAUAUAUUUUUAUUAGACUGUGAGUUUCUUAACCUUUCUUAACAAAUGACCCAAGUAAGUUAUUUGACUGGACCCAGGCAUGGAACCUGAAUUGGAUUCCCCCAACCCCAUCGAGAGUCACUUGUUACUCUGAAAACUCAACUUUUAUAUUUUUAAUAUGGUAGUAGAUAGUAUGCAUAGUGGAAGAAGGCAAAGGCAGAAAAAAAUUAAAAUGUUCUGUUAAUUCCACUGCCCUGAGAUAAUGGCUCCUAAUAUUUUUUUGUGUGUUCUUUUCUUUCUUCUGAGUGAUAACAUUUAUUUUUAAAUAAGUUGAGCUCAUAAUCUAUCAAUUGAUCGAUCGAUCAAUAUAGUCUAUUUUUAAAAUAAGAAUUUCUCAUGUCACUAAACAUUGCUCGGAAAAAAAUACUUUAAUGAUUUCAUAAGAUUGCACCACAUGAAUGGCUUGUACUUAACCACUUCUCUGUUGUUGGUUGCUUAAGUUAGGGUAUUUUAUAGUUUGAGCGCUGUUUUUUUUUUUUUUUUAAUAAGAACUCAGGCCUAUUUUAUCAUUUAUUUUGCCUCAUAUAUUUUGCACAGUAAGUGCACCAGUUAUGGGGUGGCUCCCCAACGUCCUUUUACCCCCUGUGGUUAAGGCCAUCCUGCUUACCAAUGUGCCUUGCCAGUGAUAGGUUUAGAAAUAGACAAGUGACCCAAUCCUGAAAUGAAAAUGGAGAGCGCCCUGGGACUGGUUUCCGGACUCUCAGAGGUUAUGGUACAUGAGGAAGAUGUAGACUUUUUGCUUCCUCUGGACGUGCUCGGGCAUUCUUUACACGAGUGGCCUUCCAGCCUGAAAUGAGGCUGACCCUGAAGGGGACAGAGGAGAAAACCUGUGUCAUUUAUGGAGCUCCUGAUUCCACUGUGCCUGUGGCCUGUCUACCUCCAGACCUCCAGUGGUCAUACAAUAGCCAUUUUGAGUCAGGUUUGAAUCAUGUAUCUCUUACUGGCAGGUGCACACAUCCAUACUCGUUCUAGAGAUUUGUGCAAAUGUAAAACCUUCAUGCCACGGAGACUCUUACAGAUGGAGAAGCAGAAAUUCAGAGAUGAUUUGCUCAAGGUCCCCCAAACUACUGCAUCAACUUCUUUUUAAGUAAACUUCUUUGUUACUUAGAGCAAACUGCCUUUCCUCAUCCUCACAUAGAGACACUCUCAAAGGGCCGAGAGGUGACAUGGGAUGAGUCCAGAAUUAUGACUCAGAAAGUGUGAAUUCAAACUGGCUUCAGCCCUUCACCUGGGUGUGUGAUCUGUGAUCUCAACCCCUCUGGUUUUCAGGAUCCCUACUGGUAAACAAAGUGAAUAUACUGACUGAGAAUUAUGGGAUGUAAAGCAGUCCUGUUCUUAUCAUUGCCAUCUUUGUUAGUCCACACCAAUGAUGUCUGUCAAGCACCUAUUCCAGACUCUAUUUCAAAUGUCAGCAAUAUAGCAGUAAAUAAAUAGAUACCUCUCCCCUCAUGGAUUUUAUAUUCUAAUGAAGGUGACAGAAAACAAGCAGGUAAAACAAUAAACUGAGCACUUUGGGAAAAGAGAUCUUUUAAGAUUUCUGAUUUCUCCAUGAUCUGAAUUGUAUUUUUAGUUGUGCAAUUAUU